Messenger RNA from Erinaceus europaeus (western European hedgehog), 234 nucleotides. Its product is annotated as large ribosomal subunit protein eL38-like. Gene Ontology annotation, biological process: translation; protein-RNA complex assembly. The record is from RefSeq and is a predicted model, not a curated record. Gene Ontology annotation, molecular function: structural constituent of ribosome. The transcript has a single exon. Gene Ontology annotation, cellular component: cytosolic large ribosomal subunit; ribosome. Lineage: Eukaryota; Metazoa; Chordata; Mammalia; Eulipotyphla; Erinaceidae. Bases 1 to 210 code for a protein of 69 amino acids.
AUGCCCCACAAAGAGAAGAUCAAGGAUUUCCUACUGAAGGUGAGGUGCAAGGACGCAAAGUCUGUCAAGACUAAGAAAAACAGGGAUAAUGAGAAGUUUAAAGUCCGGUGCAGCAGGUACCUUUAUACAAUGGUCAUCAUAGACAAAGAGAAGGCAGAGAAACUGAAGCAGUCCCUGCCCCCAGGUUUGGUAGUAAAAGAGCUGAAAUGAACCAGGAAUGCUGAUUUAAACUGU